GCUCGCGGACAGGCAAGCGCGUGGGGACUGUGUUUGGCGGCCGCGAGCCUGGGCGCGUCUCCGCCGAUCGUGAGUGUCCCGGAGCCCGGUGGUCACGUGUGUCGGGAAACCUCGCGGGAGGGCAGACGGUUAGGAACCUCCUCCACACCCCCUCCCACCCCGGUACCGCCGCCCGGCCAGAAGUGUCGGAUAGCCCGAGGGAAGUGUCGGUGCUCGCGGGCCGGACACGGACACACAGAGCGCGCGGCCGCCGGAUACAUGCUGGGGGAUCCUCGCACUCCUCCUCAGAGGCCGCUAGAGUACUGUGACCGGAGGAGAGCGCCGCCGCCGCCGCCAGCAUGGAGUUCCCUACCCAGCAAAAAGCCGUGGAUGGCAAGAUCAUCUACCCUCCCGGGGUGAAGGAGAUCACGGACAAAAUCACCAACGACGAGGUGGUCAAACGGCUGAAGAUGGUGGUAAAAACGUUUAUGGAUAUGGACCAGGACUCAGAAGAUGAGAAACAACAAUAUCUCCCUUUAGCCUUGCACCUUUCAUCUGAAUUCUUCCUCAGGAACCCCAACAAAGAUGUUCGCUUGCUUGUCGCUUGUUGCUUAGCUGAUAUCUUCAGAAUAUAUGCCCCAGAAGCACCAUACACCUCUCAUGAUAAAUUAAAGGACAUUUUCUUGUUCAUAACAAGACAACUGAAAGGCCUGGAAGAUACAAAGAGUCCACAGUUCAACAGAUAUUUUUAUCUAUUGGAGAAUUUGGCAUGGGUUAAAUCGUAUAAUAUUUGCUUUGAAUUGGAGGACUGCAAUGAAAUAUUUAUUCAGCUUUUUAAGACACUCUUCUCUGUUAUCAACUUCUCCCAAAAAGGGAGGACCAGCUUUCAGCACGUAGAAUCAAUAUUCGAAAAGCGUGCCAACAGACAUGACCAACAAACUUCACAGGCAGAAUACAUAGAAGGCAACAGUCACAAUCAGAAGGUACAGAUGCACAUGUUAGAUUUAAUGAGUUCUAUUACCAUGGAAGGAGAUGGUGUAACACAAGAGCUGUUGGACACUAUCCUUAUUAAUCUGAUCCCUGCACAUAAGAAUCUAAACAAGCAAGCAUUUGAUUUGGCCAAAGUUCUUUUGAAGAGAACAGCUCAAACCAUAGAGCCAUGUAUUGCUAAUUUUUUUAACCAGGUUUUAGUGUUGGGUAAAUCUUCAGUGAGCGACUUGUCUGAGCAUGUCUUUGAUCUAAUACAAGAACUAUUUGCAAUAGAUCCCCAUUUGUUGCUGUCUGUUAUGCCUCAACUGGAAUUCAAACUUAAGAGUAAUGAUGGAGAAGAACGUCUGGCUGUUGUGCGUCUUCUUGCAAAGUUAUUUGGGUCAAAGGAUUCUGAUCUAGCUACACAGAACCGCCCACUAUGGCAGUGUUUCCUGGGCCGGUUUAAUGAUAUUCAUGUCCCUGUCAGAUUAGAAAGUGUGAAAUUUGCCAGUCAUUGUUUAAUGAACCACCCAGAUCUGGCUAAAGAUCUAACUGAGUUUUUAAAGGUGAGAUCACAUGAUCCUGAAGAAGCAAUUCGUCAUGACGUUAUUGUCACAAUAAUCACUGCUGGAAAGAAAGAUCUUUCUCUGGUAAACGACCAGCUACUUGGCUUUGUGCGAGAGAGAACACUCGAUAAAAGGUGGAGAGUCAGAAAAGAAGCAAUGAUGGGGCUUGCUCAACUCUACAAGAAAUAUUGCCUCCACAAUGAAGCUGGGAAAGAGGUUGGGGAGAAAGUGAGCUGGAUAAAGGAUAAACUCUUACAUAUAUACUAUCAAAACAGCAUUGAUGACAAAUUGCUAGUAGAGAAAAUAUUUGCUCAGUACCUUGUUCCACACAACCUUGAGACUGAAGAAAGAAUGAAAUGUCUAUACUAUUUGUAUGCUAGUUUGGAUCCCAAUGCUGUCAAGGCUUUAAAUGAAAUGUGGAAAUGCCAGAAUAUGUUGAGAAGCCAUGUACGGGAACUACUGGACUUGCACAAAUGCCCUGUUUCUGAAGCAAACACUUCUACUAUGCUUGGGAAAUUGAUGACAAUUGCAAAAAACUUGCCAGAUCCUGGAAAAGCACAAGAUUUUGUCAAGAAAUUCAAUCAGGUUUUGGGUGAUGAUGAGAAACUGAGGUCUCAGUUGGAACUGUUAAUAAGCCCAACAUGUUCGUGUAAGCAGGCAGAUGUGUGUGUGAGAGAAAUUGCCCGUAAACUUGCAAAUCCCAAGCAGCCUACAAACCCAUUCCUGGAAAUGGUAAAAUUCUUGUUGGAAAGAAUUGCUCCUGUACAUAUAGAUUCAGAAGCAAUCAGUGCUUUAGUGAAGCUGAUGAAUAAAUCAAUCGAGGGCACAGUUGAUGAUGAAGAGGAAGGUGUAAGUCCUGAUUCUGCUAUAAGAGCAGGACUGGAACUACUUAAGGUCCUGUCCUUCACCCAUCCUACCUCAUUCCACUCAGCUGAGACAUAUGAAUCUUUCCUUCAGUGCCUCCGUAUGGAAGAUGACAAAGUAGCUGAAGCCGCUAUACAAAUAUUUCGGAAUACAGGGCACAAAAUAGAAACGGAUUUACCGCACAUCAGAUCGGCACUUAUUCCAAUUUUACAUCAGAAGGCCAAAAGAGGUACCCCACAUCAGGCUAAGCAGGCGGUACACUGCAUCCAUGCCAUCUUCUCCAAUAAAGAGGUGCAACUUGCACAAAUAUUUGAGCCUCUCAGCAGAAGUCUGAAUGCAGAUGUACCUGAACAAUUAGUAACACCUUUAGUUUCCCUAGGACACAUUUCUAUGCUAGCACCUGACCAGUUUGCUUCCCCAAUGAAAUCUGUGGUGGCAAAUUUCAUAGUGAAGGAUUUACUCAUGAAUGACCGGUCUAACGGUGACAAGAAUGGCAAGCUUUGGUCACCAGAUGAUGAUAUUUCACCAGAGGUUCAUGCUAAAGUGCAAGCCAUAAAGCUAUUGGUGCGUUGGCUUUUGGGAAUGAAAAACAAUCAGUCAAAGUCUGCAAACUCUACUCUGCGAUUGCUGUCUGCUAUGCUUGUCAGUGAAGGAGAUCUGACAGAGCACAAGAGAAUUAGUAAAUCUGAUAUGUCUCGUCUGAGGUUAGCAGCUGGAGGUGCCAUCAUGAAACUUGCUCAGGAACCUUGUUACCAUGAAAUAAUCACACCAGAGCAGUUUCAGCUCUGUGCUAUGGUGAUUAAUGAUGAGUGCUACCAGGUGAGGCAGAUCUUUGCACAGAAGCUCCACAAGGCUCUUGUGAAGCUACAGCUUCCACUUGAAUACAUGGCUAUCUUUUCCCUGUGCGCCAAGGAUCCUGUGAAAGAAAGGAGGGCUCAUGCCAGGCAGUGCUUACUUAAAAAUAUCAGCAUACGACGGGAGUACAUUAAACAAAAUCCAAUGGCGCAUGAGAAGCUUUUGUCCUUGCUACCAGAAUAUGUUGUCCCAUACAUGAUUCAUCUCCUGGCACACGAUCCAGAUUUUACUAAGCCUCAGGAUAUUGAUCAGCUGCGUGAUGUAAAAGAGUGUCUUUGGUUUAUGCUUGAAGUUUUAAUGGCUAAGAAUGAAAAUAACAGUCAUGUCUUCAUGAAGAAAAUGUGUGAGAACAUUAAACAGACCCGGGAUGCGCAAUCACCAGAUGAUCCUAAAGCAAAUGAAAAACUGUACACUGUUUGUGAUGUAGCGCUCUGUGUCAUGAAUAGUAAGAUCACCACCACUCAUGCUGAAGCUCCAAAGGACCCCGUAUUACCCACCAGAUUUUUUACACAACCAGAAAAGGAUUUUUGCAAUGAUACUAGCUAUAUAUCUGAGGAAACCAGGAUUCUUUUGUUAACUGGAAAGCCUAAACCAACAACCGUGCUUGGUGCAGUAAACAAGCCCCUUUCUGCCACUGGACGAAGACCUUACAAUAGAAGCACAGGGUCUGAAACACUGAGUAAUGUGAAUGUCCUCAUUGAGUCAGACUCACCAAUUGGCAUGAGGCAGAGUUCUGAAGUGUCGAAAACCGGUGUAAGCGAAAACGAUGAGCAUCCUGUGAGAAUUAUUUCUGCCACUCCUGCCAAGAUGGAGUCUGUCAAAAAUAAGGAGGUGAAUUCAGAUCAGACAGCACCAACUAAUGUUGGUACUGAACGGGGAAAGAAAAGAUCUGCACCAUCGCCAGGGACAGAAAAUAUACAUAAGGAGUCAGAGGAGAAGAAAACAGAAGAUCUUGGGCCUACAGCUCCACCUAAGCCAAGAAGAGGACGUCCACCAAAGUCUGAAUCUCAGGGGAGUGCAGCAAAAACUGAUGACCUCAAUAAGCCAGCUGGAAGAGGUCGGAAGAGGGCAGCAGCCAAUCAGGAAAGCCCUGGAGGUUUGGAUGCAGGAAAUGCAAAAGUACCAAAACAAGACAAAAAAACAGCACAAAGGCAAAUUGACUUGCAAAGCAGCCAGUUUCUAGGGAGUGAAGGAGAUUCCUUGUGGGAGAUAGAAUCAAGUCCAGGAUAUUCUUCUGCUGAUGCAGACCUGUUUAGUGAAUGUGUGAGCAGUCAAGAUGCAGAGGACACACAGCUAGAAGAAAGAGGAUACCUAAAGGUAAAAAGAAAAGUCCUCUGCAAGGGAAGAAAAUGAAUGCCCGUUACUAGGCAUGUUCUCCAUACUUCAAAAUCUGUUUUCUUCACAGAUAUAUUAAUUGCUUUCUACCUUUAAUUAUAUAAACUAAAAAAAGAAACUGCUUUCCUAACCAGGAAUCCUUUCUGCGGAUCUGAAAAACUCACAAGGAUAAAUUCUCAGAUUCUCUGAGACAUUUUUUUUUCUUUCCUUUUAUGAAGAUUUAAAGAAAUAUGUUGCUUAACACCAUGAUAUACUAUUAUGAUGAAAUGCAACAAAGCAUUAAAUCUUUAACUCUUCAAGGACCAUUUUAAAUGGUCUGGCAGCACGAUAGACUGUCUGUGCUUUACUUUGCUUUACAAAACCCAUCCAGGAUACCUUUUAAUGAUUUUGUGGAUAUUCAACCGGCUUACAUUCUAGUGCGAAUAGACUCCUGCUAAUUGGAUUUAACUGUUGCUCUGCUGGAGCGCUUGAAGGCACACAACUUACCCAAGGGAAGGGAGCAUUGAAGAUAUUUUUGCUUCAUCUUUGGUAACUGUCUCAUGUAAAGUUUGCUGCCACUGUGCUUUUCAAAUAGAGCAAGAUGUACAGUUUUUUUUCCCCUUAUUUUUGGGAGGGUAGGGUUUUUUUUGUUUUGUUUUUUAUUCUCUUGAUUUGCAAAGUUACAUGGUAGCAGAUUUUCAUACUUUUUAUCAAUUUCCCCUCCACAAAGUGGGGGGAAACUAAAAUAAAUUUUAGUCUGAUUGAUUUAUGGACAUUUCAGGAAACCAUUUCUCUCAUCUUUGUCAUGUUCGGUUAAUAUAAUUUUGAAAAUGUACAUAUUGGUGUUUGUUUUAUAUUGCAUAUAUCACCUUUAAAAUCCCCUUUUACGGAAGAGCUCUUGUUGGGAUACUGUAUGAACUGACAGUCUGGCGUUUGAUUUUAUAAUGUUGGUCAGCAGAUUUUUAUUAACAAUGUAAAAAAAAAAUCAAUUUUUUAAUAGAUUAAAUUAGGCAGCUUUAUUAAAAAAAUAAAUUUGAAUAUACUGGCUGUUCAAUUUUUAGAUAUUUUGCCGUUCUGAAUUCCAUGGUUAAAGUUUUGUCUCCCUAUCAAAACAAAUUUUAAAGGUUUUUAUUUUAGGUUACUAGGUUUGCACUCAGCAUUUUGUCAUAGAUAGAGUGGACACUUAUGUGUGCACCAAAUGCUGUAUGUACACAGUGUAUGUACACAUGGUCAUAUUUAAGUUUGUUGCAUACAAUAAACGCUUCUAGGUGUCA
Molecule: messenger RNA, 5821 nt
Organism: Pelobates fuscus (common spadefoot toad)
Lineage: Eukaryota; Metazoa; Chordata; Amphibia; Anura; Pelobatidae
Gene: PDS5A
Product: PDS5 cohesin associated factor A
Exons: 35
Coding region: 339-4586 (1415 amino acids)
Biological process (GO): mitotic sister chromatid cohesion; DNA repair
Cellular component (GO): nucleus; chromatin
Source: RefSeq, a predicted model, not a curated record